Messenger RNA from Pezoporus occidentalis (night parrot), 5045 nucleotides. It is a transcript of the gene SLITRK6, whose product is annotated as SLIT and NTRK like family member 6. Gene Ontology annotation, cellular component: plasma membrane. The record is from RefSeq and is a predicted model, not a curated record. NCBI's taxonomy places the organism in Eukaryota, Metazoa, Chordata, Aves, Psittaciformes, Psittacidae. Bases 535 to 3057 code for a protein of 840 amino acids. The transcript has 2 exons. Gene Ontology annotation, biological process: axonogenesis; positive regulation of synapse assembly; regulation of presynapse assembly. Gene Ontology annotation, molecular function: protein binding.
UUAAAGGCUGAGUCAAAAGCCAAGAAGUCUCUUUAUUUACGCCUACCUCCGUGCCCGUGGCAAUCUGACUAAUAACAAACUGCUCUAACAAGAAAGACUAGAAAGAGCAGAGAGCACACAGAAGCAGCUUGCAUCUAAAAAUCUGACAAACCAAGUGAUCCAGUUAAGCUCUGCUGAGCGUUUUGUUUGUUUACUGCAUCCAAAUGCUUGUAAACAGUUAACUAUAUGCAGAUAAGUCAGCAUAGCUGUGAAGUACGCUGUGAAUUUUAAUUGAGGAAGAAGGACAACUACUUACAGGAUAGACUAAUGAGCACGCUGCCUGGAAGAUUUUUUUUUCGAUUGAAUGCUUUGUACUUUGUCUUCUGAACAAGGAUUUUAACUUUAUGGAGCUGUAGUAUUGCCAGAGCUUGCAGCAAAAAGAAAGUGUGCAUUUUUCACAGGGAAAAAAUCACAUCGCAUUGAAGCAGCUGCUUCAACUGUGCAUUAGUGAGCGUUUCAGGGAGCGUUACUGCUGUACAGACUCUGCUGGGCAACAUGAAGCUCUGGAUUUUUAUUCUAUAUUCAGUUGUCGUUGCAUCUGAUCCUUUCCACUCUCAGUCUUCUUUUUCUUCAGUCAGAGGAUCUUGUCAGAGUUCGUGUUCCUGUGAAGAAAAGGAUGAUACCAUGAUUAUAAAUUGUGAAGAAAGAGGCAUCAAGAUGGUAUCAGAAAUAAAUGUCCCACCAUCACGGCCUUUCCAUCUUAAUCUGUUAAACAAUGGCCUGACUAUGUUACAUGUGAAUGAUUUUGCUGACCUUGUUAAUGCUAUCUCUCUACAUCUUGGUUUUAAUAAUAUUGCAGAUAUUGAGCCUGGGGCUUUCAAUGGUCUCAGCCUUCUUAAGCAACUUCAUAUCAAUCACAAUUCUUUAGAAACACUUAAAGAAGGUAUGUUUAAUGGACUGGAAAAUCUGGAGUUUCUUCAAGCAGACAACAAUUUCAUCACAGUGAUUGAAGCAAGUGCCUUCAGCAAGCUCAACAGGCUUAAAGUGCUUAUUUUGAAUGAUAAUGCCAUUGAGUAUCUUCCUCCGAAUAUAUUUCGUUUUGUGCCGUUGACCCAUUUAGACCUUCGUGGAAACCAAUUACAGACACUGCCCUAUGUUGGUUUUUUGGAACACAUUGGUAGAAUACUAGACCUUCAGUUGGAAGACAAUAAAUGGGCCUGUAACUGUGAUUUGCUGCAGCUGAAAAUAUGGCUAGAAAACAUGCCUCCUCAGUCAAUUAUAGGUGACAUUGUAUGCGAUAGUCCUCCAGUUAUCAAAGGUAGCAUCUUAAGUAGAUUGAAAAAAGAAUCACUUUGUCCUACUCAUCCUGCCAAUGAACUUGAAGAUCCUUCAGGGUCACUGCCCUUGGUUGUAACCACCUCUAUCAGUGAUAGUCACCUAUCAACUAAGGUGAUUCCUAUCCUGAAAGCUCCUACUAAAGAACCAAGUUUAGUGCUUCAUACUUCAAAGCCUACUACUGAGUUUCCAGGAAUCUACUGUCCUGUCCCCUGUCACUGCACCAGCCAUAUGCUCUCAGGAGUUCUCAUGCACUGCCAGGAGCGAAAUAUUGAAAGCUUGUCUGAUUUAGGACCCCCUCCUCCAAAUCCUAAAAAGCUAAUUCUAGCUGGAAACAUUAUUCAGGCAAUACUGAAAUCAGAUCUUGUGGACUAUGCUGGCCUGGAAAUGCUUCACCUGGGGAACAAUCGCAUUGAAAUCCUAGAGGAAGGAUCUUUCACAAAUCUGACUAGACUGCAGAAAUUAUAUCUCAAUGGCAAUCAUCUUACAAAGCUGAGUCAGAAUCUCUUCCUUGGCCUUCAGCACCUUGAAUACUUGUACCUUGAAUAUAAUGCCAUCAACGAAGUUUUGCCAGGGGCAUUUAAUGUAAUGCCAAAACUUAAGGUCCUUUAUUUGAAUAACAACCUUCUGCAGGCUUUGCCACCCCAUAUCUUUUCAGGUGUUCCACUUACCAGAUUAAAUCUGAAAACAAACCAAUUUUCUCAUUUGCCUGUGAGCAGUGUCUUGGAUGAACUGGAUAUGCUGGUACAAAUUGAACUUGAAGACAACCCUUGGGACUGUACCUGUGAUUCUGUUGCGUUGCAGAAAUGGAUACAAAAACUGAGUAAGAAUACAAUGAUGGGUGAUAUUUUUUGUAAAUCUCCAGGACACCUGGCAAAAAAAGAGCUGAAAUCCCUGAACAGUGAAGUCUUGUGUCCAGGUUUAAUAAACAGCCCGGCUUUACCAACUCAUGCCAGUUUUGUAGUUGUGACAACUUCUACUACUACUACCAACACCGCAGACACCAUCUUGAGGUCCCUUACAGAUGCUGUCCCACUUUCUGUUCUAAUACUAGGACUUCUAAUUGUGUUUAUAACUGUUGUAUUUUGUGCAGCAGGAAUAGUUGUUCUUGUUCUUCAUCGGCGACGAAGAUGCAAAAAGAAACAAGCGGAUGAUCAAAUGAGGGAUAGUAGCCCCGUUCACCUUCAGUAUAGCAUGUGUGGGCAUAAGACAACACACCACACAACGGAGCACCCAUCUGCAACUCUUUAUGAGCAACGUAUGGUUACUCCCACGGUUCACGUCUACCGCAGCCCAUCCUUCAGUCCCAAACAUACUGAGCAACAGGAAGAGGGAAGUGAGAAGGAAGCUUAUGAUUCCAAACAUCUCUGCCGAAGUCUCCUGGAAAGAGGGAACAGUUCACCUCUUACAGGUUCAAACAUCAAAUAUAAGGCUACAGAUCAGUCUGCAGAGUUUCUUUCUUUUCAGGAUGCCAGCUGCUUGUAUAGAAACAUUCUUGAAAAAGAGAGAGAACUUCAGCAACUAGGGAUCACAGAGUAUCUAAGAAAAAAUAUUGUCCAGUUCCAGCCUGACAUGGAAGUUCAUUAUCCUGGAACACAUGAAGAGCUGAAGCUAAUGGAGACACUCAUGUACUCCAGGCCAAGUAAGGUUAUUCUAGAACAAACUAAAAAUGAGUAUUUUGAACUCAAAGCUAAUUUACAUGCUGAGCCUGACUACCUGGAAGUCCUGGAGCAGCAAACAUGAAGUGAUACUACUUCGGGCUGCGGACGAAUUUCUGUAAUUCUGUUUUUAGUUGGAACCAUUGUAAAUAAAAGUGCCUUAUAAUAACAUGUCAACAGUCAGACCUUAAGCACAGCAGUAAUCCUAGCAAAAAAAAAACUCAGGGAUCACUGUGGGAAGCCAUGGGGUUAUGUGCAGGCAAUAUGUCUUACCCCAAGUUAAACAUGAACUUUGUGUGAUUGAACUGUGGGAGGAAGGUUGGUUAUUGAAAUAUUCCUCAACAUUUUUAAAAAGUGUGUAUGGCACUCUCCAUUCUGUACCUGACCUAUGGAAAAAUAUGUUCUAUUUACUUCUUUUUCCACUCAAUUUAAUUAGAUUCCUUUAAAAAAAAAAAAAAUCACACCUGUGUUUGUAGUUACAAGGUUAGAGUGGAUUGGUUAGGUUAGUACAUGCACUGCAUUCAUGACCACUGUCUACAGCUGCACCUAACAUACUAUUAUAAUAAAUAUGAAAGAAUUAAAAUGGCAUACUAAAUGUCAGUUAAAAAAAAACAAAACAACCCACACAGAAAAAAUAUUUUUGUCUGUGCACCCAGAACCUGCAAAUAUUUAAGUAUUUUACAUGAAACUUCAUUCUGUGCAUUCUGUAUCAGUAUGUGGAGCAAAAAAUAUGUAACCGUUUUUACCCAGCAUCUUCAAUGAAGAAAAAAGCAAGCCUUUUGAAUUAAAAACAAACCUUUUCCUACUUUCCCUACCUGAUAGCUUUACCUAAGUUUGGACAAUCUUUUCUUGAGCUGCUGCUAUAAAAUAUUGUGCAUCACUGGUGUUUCAACUCAUAAUCCUGGACAAUUUGAAAAGCUACUGAGAAUCAACUGUAAAUAUGUUACUGUGUUUAAUAAGUCUGGGUUGUUUUUUUUUUUUAAUAUAUAUCUAUAUCUAUAUAUAAGUAACUUCUGUGCUGGCUUUAAAUAUUCUUGGAAAAAAAAUUAGUUUGCUGUGGCUAGGAACUUCAAAGUGCAAAUACAGGUCCUUUUCCAUCCUACCCUAAAGCAGCUCCCAGACAGAACAACUGCAACAGUACAGACAUGUGGAAGAAUGAUAGUAUUUAGCUGUUUGUACAAAAAUAGGUUAUAUUUUCUGAAAUUAGAACCUAAUGUGUUGUGGGAAAAAUAGGUAAAAAAAAAAGUAGAACACUGCAGGUUUAUUUUUGCAAUGAAUUCUUGCUAGAUUUAUAUUUGCUAUUUAUUCUGUAUAAUUUUGUAUUUUUUUUUCAAUUGACAAGAAAAGAAAAAGCUUAUUCCUGGCUGCCUUUCAAGCAAAUCAAGGAACUGCUCUCUAUCAAUGAGAAAGAAAUAAAGAGGGUUUUUUAAUGUCUUUUUCUUAAAAGAAAGACACUCCUUCUUGUAAAGAAGGAAGCAACUCCUGCAUGCACAAGUUUAAAAUUGUUUGGGAAAUAAACACAACGAUUCUCACUCUUGUCAUAUGGACAGAAGCAUCUUGUCCAGAGUGCAGUAAUUCCAUUCAAUUUUUGUGCAUGAAUGACAUAGUGCCAAAACACAAAUUCUGACCUGCAUUUAUCUUCCUCUAAGCAAAUCUUUUUGUAAACUGACUAUGCAUGAACUGGUUUUCUUUUCUAAUUUGUAUUUGUAGAGCUGAAGAUCAGUGUCAUUAGUACAUAUCCACCUAUGUAUGCUAAACUUCUCAUUGAAGUCCUGAUAAAAGUUAUUGUUUAGUUCACCUUACUGUUGACAUCUUACCUAUUUGUAUAUACAAAUAUGAGUUCUUCAUAUUGUUUGUACAUACCUUUCUGAGAGAAAAUUUCCUGUGCUGCAUACAAAAUUCAGAUUCUCAUUUCUUUCAAAUCUGCAUAGAGUUAAUGACCUUGAUGGUGCUAGACUAAUUUGUGUAAUUUGAGGAUCUGACCACAUGUUGUUUCUGUUAGCGAAUCAACUUCCUCAUUAAGAUUUUUGAGGUGUUAUAAAUUUGCUAUGGAAGUAAAAAAAAUCAAAAUUU